Molecule: messenger RNA, 1095 nt
Organism: Aspergillus uvarum CBS 121591
Lineage: Eukaryota; Fungi; Ascomycota; Eurotiomycetes; Eurotiales; Aspergillaceae
Product: sugar phosphate isomerase/epimerase family protein
Exons: 1
Coding region: 1-1038 (345 amino acids)
Source: RefSeq, a predicted model, not a curated record
AUGCCCUGCACCCCCGCCAUCGCCACUAUGUCCGUCGGCCGGGCCUGGGUACACACCCUCCCCGCAAAACUCACCCAAAUCGCCGCCGCCGGCUUCAAAGGGGUCGAGCUCUUCUACGAGGACCUCGAAUACCUCGCGCGCGAGCACAGCCCCAGCCCCAGCGCCCCGGGCGCCGAAAUCCACGAACCGGCCCUCCUCGCCGCGGCGCAGACCACCAAACAGCUCUGCGACACCCUCGACCUCCAAAUCAUCAGCCUCCAGCCCUUCCUCUUCUACGAAGGGCUCGUCGACCGCGCCGCGCACGCCCAGCGCCUCACCAAGCUGCGCACGUGGUUCCGACUCGCCCGCACCCUGGGCACCGACCUCAUCCAGAUCCCGUCCAACUUCCUCCUCCCGGCCACCGAAACGACCGGCGAUUGGGACGUCAUCGUCGCCGACAUGCGCGAAAUCGCCGAGCUGGGCCGCCAGGAACGCCCCGUGAUCCGCUUCGCGUACGAGAACCUCGCGUGGGGCACUUAUGUGUCCACCUGGGAGACGCUGUGGGAUGUGGUGCAGCGCGUCAACCGCCCGAAUUUCGGGGCUUGUUUGGAUACCUUCAACAUCGCGGGGCGGGUGUGGGCGGAUCCGGCGGCGGUCUCCGGCCGGGUGGCGGGGGAUGCGGAUGGGUUGUUGAGGGAGUCGUUGGCACGGCUGGUGCGGACGGUCGAUGUACGGAAGGUGUUUUAUGUGCAGGUGGUCGAUGCGGAGCGGUUGGCGGCGCCGCUGGGCGAGGGCCAUCCGUUCUAUGUGGAGGGCCAGCCGGCGCGCAUGAGCUGGAGUCGCAAUGCGCGGUUGUUUCUGUAUGAGCACGAGAAGGGCGGGUAUUUGCCGGUGGUGGAGGUGGCCAGGGCGUUUUUGAACGACCUGAAAUUCGAGGGGUGGGUGUCGAUGGAGCUGUUCUCACGGUCCUUGGCCGAGGCGGAUCCUGCGGUGCCGCGCGAGCAUGCGCGGAGGGGGAUGAGGGCGUGGGAGUUGUUGCGGGCAGAGUUAGCGUUGUAGGGUUGUAGGGUUGUUUUGGUGUGGACAGUCAGUGCAGGUUUAGAGUAAUACGUUUCU